GCGAAGCUGCUAAUCUCCGCACGGUCCGGCGUUGACAACUAUCUGAAGCCGUCACGGACGCCUCCAUACCGCCUCAGAGCGACUGGCACAGCUCCGUACGCCGCGCUGCUGCUCCUAGCGAGCAUAUUGCCCUCCACCAGCGAGGUGCAAAAAAGCGCCGCGGCGCGCGCGAGGGGCACAGAUCGCGCACCCCACGCCGCCGCGAGCCACCCACCACACUCACCGCGCCGCGCCGCAGGUCGAACCAUGUCGCACCGCAAGUUCGAGGCGCCGCGCCACGGCUCGCUCGGCUUCCUGCCGAAGAAGCGGACGCGCCACCACUCCGGCCGCGUCCGCUCUUUCCCGAAGGACGACGCGUCGAAGCCCUGCCACCUGACGGCCUUCAUGGCUUAUAAAGCUGGCAUGACGCACGUCGUCCGCGACGUCGACCGCCCGGGCUCCAAGAUCCACAAGAAGGAGAUCGUCGAAGCCGUUUCUAUUCUGGAGGCUCCCCCGAUGACCGUCGUCGGUCUAGUGGGCUACGUCGAGACCCCGCGAGGCUUGAGGAGUUUGAGCACGGUCUGGGCCGCCUUUUUAAGUGAGGAGGUCAAGCGCCGCUUCUACAAGAACUGGUACAAGUCGAAAAGGAAGGCCAUGACGAAGUACGCGGCGAAGUGGACGGGCGAAAGCAAAGACGUGGACAGAGAACUGGAGCGCAUCAAGAAGUACUGUACUGUGGUAAGGGUCAUCGCCCACACGCAAGUCAAGAAGCUCAAACUCAGACAGAAGAAGGCGCACGUCAUGGAGAUCCAGGUGAACGGUGGUGGUUCCGUAGCGGAGAAAGUGGAUUAUGCCAAGGGCCUCUUCGAGCAGGAGGUGCCCGUGGACACGGUCUUCAACCAGGGCGAGAUGAUUGACGUGUGUGGCGUGACUCGCGGUCAUGGUACGGAGGGCGUCGUGACGCGGUGGGGCGUGACGCGCUUGCCGCGCAAGACCCAUAGGGGUUUGCGCAAGGUGGCCUGCAUCGGCGCCUGGCACCCGUCCCGAGUGUCGUUCAGCGUCGCUCGCUCCGGCCAGAACGGCUACCACCACCGCACGGAGAUGAACAAGAAGAUUUACCGCAUCGGCAAGGCCGGUGAUGCUAAAUCUGCUAGUACGGAAGCGGACCUCACGGAGAAGUCCAUCACGCCCAUGGGCGGCUUCCCGCACUACGGCGAGGUCAACGAGGACUGGCUCAUGCUCAAGGGCUGCGUCGCGGGGUCUCGCAAGCGGUGCCUGACCUUGCGCCGCUCUUUACACGCGAACUUCUCGCGGGUGCAGAUGGAGGAGAUCAACCUCAAGUUCAUCGACACGUCGUCCAAGUUCGGCCACGGCCGCUUCCAGACGCCCGACGAGAAGGCCAAGUUCAUGGGCCCGCUCGCGUCGAAGACGCGCGCCUAAGCCUCGGCAUUUU
Molecule: messenger RNA, 1432 nt
Organism: Pelagomonas calceolata
Lineage: Eukaryota; Pelagophyceae; Pelagomonadales; Pelagomonadaceae
Source: the annotation of a GenBank genome assembly